This is a messenger RNA of Capronia coronata CBS 617.96, 1533 nucleotides long. Its product is annotated as alpha-amylase. The record is from RefSeq and is a predicted model, not a curated record. Bases 1 to 1533 code for a protein of 510 amino acids. Gene Ontology annotation, molecular function: calcium ion binding; hydrolase activity, hydrolyzing O-glycosyl compounds. The transcript has 2 exons. Lineage: Eukaryota; Fungi; Ascomycota; Eurotiomycetes; Chaetothyriales; Herpotrichiellaceae. Gene Ontology annotation, biological process: carbohydrate metabolic process.
AUGUCAGACCCCACCCCCGACAACCACUGCCUGCUACAGGGCUUUGAAUGGAACGUCCCAGCCGACCAGAAGCACUGGAUCCGACUGAAGAAUGUGAUGGACGAGCUAAAGACCACCGGCAUCGACAACGUCUGGCUCCCGCCGGCGUGCAAGGGCAGUGGAGGCCUCGAGGCUAACGGGUACGACGUCUACGACAUCUACGACGUGGGCGAGUUUGAGCAGAAAGGGUCCAAGUCGACGAAAUGGGGCCCUAGAGAGGAUUUGGACCAGUUGGUCCAGAAGGCGCAGGAGGUUGGGGUUGGGUUGUACUUCGACGCCGUGCUGAAUCACAAGGCUGGCGCGGAUCAUAAGGAGAAAUGUCGAGUCGUCGAGGUUGAUCAGUCUGAUCGCACUAAAGAAAUCGGCGAACCCUUUGAAAUGGAAGCCUGGCUCGGGUUCGACUUCCCCGGCCGCGGCGACAAAUACUCGGCGCAAAAGUACCACUGGGAGCAUUUCUCAGGGACGGACUACGAUGCAGGAACCGGGCGAACGGGGAUUUUCCGCAUCCUAGGCGACCACAAGCACUGGUCGUUCAGUGUCGGGGACGAAUCCGGCAACGCAGACUUCCUGAUGUUCGCGGACGUCGACUACGCGCACCCAGAGGUGGCGCACGACGUGAUCAACUGGGGCGAGUGGGUGGUGCGCGAGUUCAAACUGACCGGCUUCCGCUUCGACGCGUGCCAGCACUUCUCGGAGCGGUGGACCAACGACUUCGUCAACAACCUCGAGCAGAAGUUCGGCAAGAACUCGUUGUUUCUGGUCGGCGAGUUCUGGACCGGCGAGGUCGGCCCCAUGCUCGAAUACCUCGAGCAGAUGCACCACAAGUUCAGCCUGUACGACUCGCCGCUGCUCAACAACUUCGCGCGGCUGUCGACCGCGGAGAGCGCCGACCUGCGCAAAGUCUUCGACCAGAGUCUCGUCCAGGCCCGGCCCGACUGCGCCGUCACCGUGGUCAUGAACCAUGACACCCAGCCGGGCCAGACCAUGGCGACUCCCAUCGAGGGCUUCUUCAAACCGCUGGCGUAUGCGCUGAUCCUGCUCCGCCACGAAGGAUAUCCGUGUGUCUUCUACGGCGAUCUGUACGGCAUGCAGGGCGAACAUCCGGAACCGCCGUCCUGUGGAGGGAAGUUGCCGCAGCUGGUUCUGGCGCGGAAGCUGUUCGCGUAUGGUGAGCAGAACGACUAUUUCGAGGAUGAUGCCAAUUGUUUGGGGUUUGUGCGGCGAGGCACGCACGACCGCAAGGAUGGCCUGGCUUGUGUCUUGUCCAAUGCCGCCCCGGGCCAGAAGAGGAUGUUUGUCGGUAAAGAACAUGUCGGCGAGGUGUGGACUGAUGUCCUGGGCUGGCAGCCUGACGAGGUCAAGAUUCAGGACGAUGGCUUCGGCGAGUUCAUGUGUCCUGGCACGAGCGUUAGCGUUUGGGUCAAUAAGGAGGCGGAAGGUCGGCAGAAGAUCGAUCAGUUGCAGUUUGAUGCGGAUAUCUAUGCGGGGGCUUGA